GAGUAGAUCAAUUUGCGCCUCAUUCUCAUUCUAUCCAAGUCCACAUCACAUCAAGUUCUCAUACAAUAACAAGAACGAUGGAAUGACCACAAACCCAAUCCACCUCUACCGCUCCCUUCUCCGGGAAGCCACCUAUCUUCCCUUACCACAAUGCCGCACCUUUAUCAAAUCCCACAUCACCACCUCCUUCCGACGUUACCUACCCAAAUACUCUCAGAACAACCAUGAAGAACCCAAAUCUCGGUCCGGCAACUCCCUUACCUUUGACCGACGGACGAAACUCCUCCACCGAGGCCGCAAGUUUCUGUCGUCUCUCCGCCGCGCAAAUGAAGGCUACACGGCACACGUCGAGAAGGUCAUGCGGAUGACCUAUGGCCGUAUAGGACCUAGACGAUACGCCCUCCUCGAACCAUGGCUAUCAAUUCCAGUAUCUCGGGACGAUGCACAAGUCUCGGAUCAACCAUUCGGGUCCAAGUCGGACCCAAACAAUGGUACAGGUGCUGGGAUAGGCCCAGAGGGAAAAACGCCGUCUCGUCAGCAGACAAACCAAGGAAAGAAAAGCGAUAACAAGCCAGAAUCGACGACCCUCCCUGUCCUCUCACCCCGUCGCGAAGCCUACUUCUCCUCCCAACUUGCCAAGUACGACAUUUCACCCAACAUGCGAGCCUUGCUUGUUUCCCAGGCCGCCGAACAAUCCAAAUUCGACCGUUCAAAUCGUCCGUCCAACAAGGUCAAACCGAGCUUCAAGCCUUCCCCGCCCACAACCAUCUGGGGAACUCCCCUCCCCCCCAGCCGAGUCAAGAACCUCAAGCGAGAAUGGUACCGAGCCAACGUCGUCGGAGCUGCCCUCCCACCUUUGCCCGGGGAGGAAUACAAAACCCUCCACGACCUGGUGAGCGGCAAGACACCGUUCCCGGCCAUUCCACAACGCAGACUACGACGACCGCGAGCCCAGAGGUCCGAGGAACUCCAAAACGCAGAAGAGGCGGACAGACAAGCCGAGGUGAUCCUGGAGGGUCCCAAACCGGGAAUUCGAUUCAAGGAUUAUACCGACGGUCGUCCACACAAAAUGACCCCCCGUCUCCUCCGUCACCUCCUCUCGCGCUCCGUGCUCAAGCAGACCCCCUUCGUCAAACUCAACACCACCCCCACCGCCACCACCAGCGAACCUCACGGCAAGAAUCGUCCACAAAAUAAUAACCUUCUCGCUUUCCACUGGGACGAUGCCUUGACUCGCGAGCGAUAUGAAACCUCCAAGCUCACUAGCCCAAUAACGCAAAGCCAGAGUGAUUUAUUGUUUGCAUCAUGAGGGCUUGGAAAACUUACUAACUUCCAGUAUAAGCCAUAAUGACUUGGUCAAGGGGGCUUCUUGCUAUUGAGAACAUCUUGCGCCGUGCUCGUCGCUGAACCUCGACGGCUUGUGACCAUCAACCUAUCCCAAUAGCACAAAUAACGACAGAAAAUUUACACAAAUACGAUACAAUUGUUAUAGUCAGGAAAAAUAGGUUCUCA
This is a messenger RNA of Exophiala oligosperma, 1512 nucleotides long. RefSeq lists its product as uncharacterized. The record is from RefSeq and is a predicted model, not a curated record. The transcript has a single exon. The coding region runs from base 83 to 1309 and encodes 408 amino acids. Lineage: Eukaryota; Fungi; Ascomycota; Eurotiomycetes; Chaetothyriales; Herpotrichiellaceae.